This is a messenger RNA of Menidia menidia (Atlantic silverside), 5776 nucleotides long. Lineage: Eukaryota; Metazoa; Chordata; Actinopteri; Atheriniformes; Atherinopsidae. The record is from the annotation of a GenBank genome assembly.
AAAUAAAUCGAACCUAUCACUUUAAAUCUUCAAUCUCUGGUGCAACAGAGAUCACAUAUUGGUUAGUGGAGGGUCGGAAUUGCCAUAUUUCACCUGAGAUACUCAGUAACUCAGAACAGCUAACUGGCGGUUAUUCGUUAUUAUUUAUUACAUUUAAUUCUGUCUACAUAGAUAGGUCCUUCUUGAGCACUUGAUAUUGUUUACCAAAGAAAUGGUGAUGGAGAAGCCAAGUCCCCUGCUUGUAGGGCGGGAGUUUGUGAGGCAGUAUUACACACUCUUAAACAAGGCACCGGAUUUUCUGCACAGGUUCUAUGGGAGGAAUUCAUCCUAUGUUCAUGGAGGACUUGACCCAAAUGGAAAGGUUGCAGAAGCAGUGUAUGGGCAAUCGGAAAUCCACAAGAAGGUCAUGUCUCUGCAGUUUAGUGAGUGCCAUACAAAGAUCAGGCAUGUGGAUGCUCAUGCUACACUGAGUGAUGGAGUGGUGGUGCAGGUCCUUGGAGAACUGUCCAAUAAUGGUCAGCCCAUGAGGAAAUUCAUGCAAACCUUUGUGCUUGCUCCAGAGGGUUCAGUGGCAAACAAGUUCUAUGUCCACAAUGACAUCUUCUGUUAUGAGGAUGAGGUCUUUGGUGACUCUGAGGCUGAGCUUGAUGAAGAAUCGGAGGAGGAAGUUGAGGAGGAGCCAGAGGAGAGACCACCUUCCCCCGAGCCACUUCAGGAAAGCCCCAACAGCACCACCUACUAUGAGCCUCAUCCUGUCACCAAUGGGGUAGAGGAGCCUAUGGAGGAGCCUGCUCCAGAGCCAGAGCCGGAGCCAGAACCAGAGCCUAAAGUGGAGGAGGGUAAACCUGAGGAAGAUGAGAAAGGCUUAGAAGAAAUGGAGGAAAAAGCACCUUCGCCAGCACCUGUCGAGUCGCCACCUAACACACAGGAGCCUCCCAAGACUUUCUCCUGGGCUUUGGUGACCAGUAAAAACCUGCCUCCUACUGGCACUGUCAGUUCUGCUGGAAUCUCCCCACAUGUUGUUAAAGCUCCAAGCUCGCAGCCCAGGGUUGAAGCUAAACCGGAGACACAGACGGCACCACUCCGGCCCAGAGACCAGCGCACUCGAGAAAGGCCGACAUUCACUCAGCGUGGUCCCCGACCCGGAGGCAGAGAUAUGGAAUCUGGUGACAUGGAGGGCCGGCGAAUUGUUCGGUACCCUGACAGCCACCAGCUUUUUGUGGGCAACCUCCCACAUGACAUCGAUGAGAACGAGCUCAAGGAGUUCUUCAUGACUUAUGGAAAUGUGGUCGAACUGCGUAUCAACACCAAAGGGGUUGGUGGGAAGCUGCCCAACUUCGGAUUUGUGGUCUUUGAUGACUCCGAUCCUGUGCAAAGAAUUCUUGGGGCCAAGCCCAUCAUGUUUCGGGGCGAGGUGCGUCUGAAUGUGGAGGAGAAGAAGACGAGGGCGGUGCGUGAACGAGAGAUCCGAGGAGGAGACGAGCGCCGGGACAUGAGGCGCAACGACCGCGGGCCUGGGGGCUCGCGGGGAAUCGUCGGGAGCGGAAUGAUGCGCGAACGCGACGGGAGGGGACCGCCACCGCGAGGUGGCAUGGCCCCUAAACCCGGCAUGGGCUCUGGAAGAGGCUCCAGCGGGCCGGGAGAGGGCCGCUUCACAAACCAGCGCCGCUGAGCGCCCCCUGCAGUGUGGGAGUAGUACCGUGUUCUUCAUCUUCAACUGUUCUCGUUGAGCAAAAGAAACCCACAUGUAUAAAGUAUAUAUUUGUUUUCUUUUUUGUUUUUGUUUCUUUGAUUUGUUUCUUUUUUUUGUGUUCCCCAUUUGUUUGUGAAAUAGACGAAACAAAAUAAGCAAACCAAAUUUCGCUUAUUAGUUGCGCGCGGAGCGGCUUUUUCGGGUAUCUCAAGAAUUCACAAACUUCUCAUUGGUAAUUUGAUGGGGUGAAAAAAGGCGACCCGACCAGGAGUGAUCUGCCACAUUAGAAGGGACUGAUAAGACUUUAAGCUUCAACAGUUCAGCCCAUCAUUUUCUGAAAAGAGAUUCCAACUUAAGGGGGGCGUUGCUUCACCAAAUCCCUCUAUUGCACAUUUUAUAUCGUAGUUUUCUGCCUGUUGGAGAAGCGCCAGAAGCAAAAUUUGUGCUGUUCCAGAGGAAAGGCUUGCCUUUUACUUUCCCUUUUUGAGAGACCACUGCUUCAAAAUUGCAUAAUGCACUCAUCAAUAUGCACUAAUGGGUACUUUUGUCAUGUUACAUUGACAUCCAUUCUUGGAACGCAGCUGGAGGGACCCGUUUGGUCUCGAAGCGAUACGACUUACCGGGACAGGCCUCUUUCCCCGCCUGACCCCUGUGACCAAUGUACUUCUCACACUUUUGACCCAAAACUACACUUCAGAUACUGCUGGACGGACACAAUGACGAGCAAAUCUGCAUUAUGUUUUUCCUCAUUCGUAAAUCGAGAGCUCAGAUCUUGAACUUUUCACCAAAAGAGUGGGGGGACAGAGCAUGAGCAGUAGAAGAGUGGUUUAUGAUGGCGGCCCGCUCCGUGUUUCUUUUUUUGAUUACAAGCUCCUUGUUUUUGUUUUUCCUGCCAGCUUGACUGCGAAAUGGGGACGAGCGACACCUUUCCUCCCUUCCUGUCUUGAGUGCGGCGUAAUUGAAUAAAUGUACAGCAAAAAUCACAAUUUACUGUAUGUUUUGCUUUUGUGUAUAAUUUAAUUUCUCUUGACUUGAUAAAAGCAUGAUGGUGCCUUCUAUUUCACCUAUUCCAGUCUUACUGAUGUGUGAAGCGGUUCGGGGCUCGCUGCCUCCUGGUAUAAAGAGCUGCUUAUUUUGAACUAUAUUCUGCUGGGAGCAGAUUAAAGAUGAUACUCACAGUAUUCAUAAGAUUUAUGUUUUUUCUUCAGGUGCAUAUUUCUUUUUUUUUCCAUACUGUUUUACUACCUAAGAUGAUCUGCUGUGACUUUUGUACUUUUUUCUUUCCGUUGUUGUAAAUGUUGAGUUCUUUAGAGACUAACUGUGCCUCGUGUUUUGUUGAAGUGGUUGAGAGGUGCGUUUGAAGUCACUUACACACGACCCUGACCCCCUGGAAAAAACAAAAAGGUACAUUAAAUAUGGUGAGAGUUAAAUUGCUGCCUGGUUUAUCAGAUCAUGAUUCCACAUAACCAUGGCGUCGUUGAAUUCUAGCUUCUGAAGGUGUUAAAAGUCUGUGAUUCAAAAACUCAUGAUUCUUUUUUUUUUUCUGGCCUUUGGGUGUCGCUUUACUCGGUUUGUUUUUCAUGCCAACAUUCUUACAACCUCUGGGUGAGCUGCUCAGAACUAGAGUCGAGUCGAUUUGAGAUAAAUGCUCACUUUUUUUCUGUUUUCAUAUUCUGUUCCGUACAUAUUUCCAUCCGAGGCAGGUUUAAAGCGGACACCGAACUAGUCGGCUCUCUUUAGUUUUCCUGCUUUGGUCUGGGGAGGGAAGGCCUUUGGUUUCAGCUGGAAAGGGAAAUGGGAUGGAUGAUCAUUUUUUGUUGUCUUGCACUGAAAUGGGAAGUUAAAAUAAUGUAGCAUUUUUCUUGACAAAUAUACCAAGGUCUUCCUUGUCUGGUGUUUUUGCACUAUUUCCAGUAUUUCUGGGACAAUCUUUGUCGGUCUGGAUCAAAGCCUUUUCAAAAUUUCUCAUCUGGCUGCAAAUAAAAGUCCUCGGCAUGAAAUGUUUGCUCUAAAUCAUACUUCAAAGGAGAUGUACAGACAUGGUAUAUUUCUGGUCAACUUCUUGGCAGCUCUCCAUUGUGGUCGAGGUUGAAUGUGGAAUUAGUUUUUGAUGGAUCGGUAAUUUACCAGUUUGUGACCUAAUAUCACAGAAAAACAACUGCUCUUCGUCCAUGAGUGUUUAGAUAUUUCAUGUUGGUGCCUCAGCACCGUUAUUUGUCAGGUAACUGCUUGACAACUCUUGGCUGCAGUCAUUCGUUUUUUUCUCACUGUAAGGGUGAAGAAGAGCCAUCAUGCUUUCAGACUAAACGUGGGCUUUUGUUUGUGGUGGGAGGAAAUUUAUGGUCAGUUUUUUCUCUGAGCUACUUCAAAGAUUUGUCCCCUUUUAAACUGUAAAGGAUCCUUCACAUCUAAAGAGACAGGUGUCAUUAAAUGUUCCUUUUAAUAGAAAAAUUAGGGCGGAAGGUCCUCAUUUUGGUUGAGAACAGAAGUACCUUUUGGCUUUAGCAGGUGUGGUUAACAGCUGGCUGCCAUCCUAGUUAAACUGUGUUUACCCUUUAACUUGUUGCUAGUUUAAAAAAAAAAAAGCUGCAGGUGGAGAUUUUUGCCAUAAGUUUAGCAUUUUUACUUUUCUUUUUACAUUCUGAAUGUGUUGAAUUUAACAUACAAUAAACUACUGAUAACAACACCGCUCAUACCACGAGUCAUGAUUACAUUCAACUCCUUGUGAGGUUUUUUAAGCCCCCAAACAUAGACGAUGAGUUAAAGGAACCAAUCUGAAAAGGUUUUAUUUUUUCCCUCAUCGAUUUGGUGAUUAUUAUUUGCUCAAAGUUAUGAAAGUGAUGAAUUUUUCUUCUGUUGUCCUAAACGUAAAUUAUCCAAGUCCAAUCCUUACCCAUUAAACAGAUUAAUUCAAACACAAAGUUACCCUUUCACAUAGGGUUUGUGAGCUGUCCAUCAUGUUUGAUGUCCUCUUAUCUAGUGAAACCACAGGUUGCUUUCAUGUUCUGCUGAAAAUACUUUGCCCACAGAAUCAAGCAUAUAUAGCGGGACUUUUUUUUUUUUUACCUGAACCGUCACAUUUAGAAUUGCAUUUCUCCAAGGAGUUCAAACACCAACUGAGGCCAUGACAUAAGAAUUUCACCCUCUGCUCCAACCUGAAAUUACCAACAUCUCUGAACACCUCUCACAGCUUGGUUUGCCCAAAUGAAGGCACACCAGGGAGAUAAGAGGAGGACAGGGAUGUUUUAUACUCCUCUGGGCUGCUAACAGACAUUGGAUGUGAAGACACAGGGAAUACACAGUCAAAACCACACAGGAUUCUUAAGUUAAUUAUACUUUGGAGCUUUAAGCCCCCGAGAAAAGGCAGACAGUUAACACAACUGGAUCAUUUAGAGAUCAGAAUUAGAAAAAAACAGUAAAACCCCAGAAGUAAAUUUGACAUGUCAGUUUGAGUUUAUACCUUAUUAGUCCUAUAUGUUAUUAUACAAAGCCAUCGUAAAGUAAGAGAAAAGGAAGACACCUCAGAGAGCAGCAUGGUUGCUAGUUCUCUGCUUACUAGUGAUAACAAGGCCCAUGUGGCCCAACAGGGAACAGUUAAUUAAUCUCUUUGCUUGGGAGUGUCAGCUUGACGCUUAUUUUCCUAUCUUGUACAUUUGUUACAAACAGAAUUUGCCGUUAGUGAGCCUUAAUUUUCUCUGUAAAUUAAUUCAGUCAAUGAUAGACCUCUUUUGACUGCUCACUGAAUGGUAAUUGAUUUACGGUUGUGUGAAGAAACCAAGGCUAAAAGGGAAAAAAAGUAUUCAACUGCACAAUGGAGAAUACAGCCUGUAACAUGUUUGAGUUUUAUUGGGUAUUCAGGAUACAAGAGCUGCAUUUAACAGGAUUUAAAUAUUCAUCAUGUUGCAAGCGCGCUGGAACAACACAAAUACCUUGAAGUUGGGAAUUGGGUGUAGAAUACUUCAUUUGAAUGAACAUUUCUAUUAUUUGUUUUAUUUUUUAAAAAGAAAGCAUUUUUGUAGAAUCUUUUUCUAAUUAUUGGGAAGUUGCUUGGACCUGCUGACUUCAAAUGUGAUGUUGUACAUU